Gordionus sp. m RMFG-2023 is the source of this 1737-nucleotide messenger RNA. RefSeq names its product serpin B4-like. Bases 175 to 1479 code for a protein of 434 amino acids. The record is from RefSeq and is a predicted model, not a curated record. Gene Ontology annotation, molecular function: serine-type endopeptidase inhibitor activity. Lineage: Eukaryota; Metazoa; Nematomorpha; Gordioida; Chordodea; Parachordodidae. The transcript has 3 exons.
AAUGUUAAUUAUUAGGACUUAAAAAAAUAUUUUGCCUUUUCAGAAAUAAUUUCCCCAAAUCUGAGAUCGACAAAAUAUAAAUCAUUUUCGAAAGAAAUCAAUUAGGGAAGAGACCACAAACUUCAUUAUAUAUUAAUCAAACCUUAUUAAGAAACCAUUUUUUUUUGUGACAUUAUGUUAAUGGCAUUCUUUGUUGUCCUUAACGUGAACCUACUUUGCUCCUCAAUUCCUGCUGUAAAUAGUUUGGAAUCAACACAACUAGGAGAGGUUAACCAAAAAUUAACUUUUCAAUUGCUAAAGUCUCUGCAAGACAAAAUUGCUGGCCACAAAAAUGAUAUUCCGAUAACGAAUCAAACGAAUGUGAUAUUUUCUCCUUUUAACAUUGGUCGUUCACUGACACUUUUACUGUUGGCGGUUGGAGGCCAAACGUUUACGGAGCUGUUUAACACUCUACAUUAUGGAGACAUACUUCAGGGAUCAUCUGGAAUGACUGCUAAAAAUCAGGAAAUUCUACAUUCCGUUGUUCAAAAAGUUACUCAAACUCUGAAAAGCUACCAAAACGUAACCAUAGAGAUAUCUAACGGACUCUACCCGAGUGAAAAAUUCAAAGUUGAUCCAAUAUUCGUUCAAAAAUUGUCUAAAUAUUAUGAGACGCGUGUGCAAACUCUGAAUUACGAAUCUCAAGCUGAUGCGGCGAUUGUGAAAAUCAAUUCAGAUGUUUCCGAGUUUAGUAAAGGUUUAAUCAAAGACUUAUUACCCCCUGGGUCUCUUAGUUCAGGCACCAAAGUUGUAUUGGUGGAUACUAUCCACUUUAAUGGUGAUUGGAAAAUUUCUUUCGAACCAGAACUCACUUCUGUAAAGGCUUUUACGAGAGAUGACGGAAAACGCGAGGAGGUAAAAAUGAUGUUUGGUACUAAUAAGGCUCAAUAUGGUGAAACGCAACUAAAGAAAAUUGAAGGCAAGCCAAGUUCCACUCCAGAUCAAAAGAUCAAAAUUCUCGGUAUUCAGUAUGCCAACCCCAAUUUGGCCAUGUUCUUUGUACUUCCGGAACAAAAAGGAUUGCCAAAUUUGAUCAAAGUGCUAUCCUUUGAAUCCUUAACCUCUCUAAUAAAAACGGCAAAGAAAACUUUGGUAGACAUUACUUUGCCAAUAUUUAAAACAAGCUUCGAUGUCACUCUUCCUGAAACUCUAAAAAAGCUCGGUCUUAGAAAUAUAUUCGAAGGAACGGCAGAUUUUUCCGGCUUAACAGGAUACAAUAAUUCUUUCGGACUGUGCAUUAGCGAAAUAUUUCACAAGGCGGUUAUUGAAGUUAACGAAAAGGGAACUAAGGCAGCAGCUAGCACUGGGGUGGUCAUAGGAGAUAAAUCUUCUUUACCUUCUACCGAAAGUUUUACGGCAGAUAGACCAUUCCUCUAUUUUGUACAAGAUCUUCUAAGUGGACAUAUCUUGUUUAUCGGAACUUAUAUAAAAGUUCAAUGAUGGAAUGAAAUAGCUCGCAAAAAUAUAAUCUAUUAAUUCAUUUAGCCUGAUUUUAACACCUCGCCUAUUUCCCCAAAAAACGAACGUUUACUUUUUUAAAAUAUAAAUUAGAUAUGCACCUUGUCAAAAAAAAUAAAGUAAAAAUUUCCAUGUUUUCAACUAAUUUAUAAAUUUUAAAAUUAUUUUAUGAUACUUUUUCAAAAUUUCGGCCAAUAAUAUUUAGAUGAUUUUACUAAUAAAUUUUGUGUUUUUUGUAAA